Pocillopora verrucosa is the source of this 9134-nucleotide messenger RNA. The record is from RefSeq and is a predicted model, not a curated record. NCBI's taxonomy places the organism in Eukaryota, Metazoa, Cnidaria, Anthozoa, Scleractinia, Pocilloporidae.
AUGACAUUUUACAAGCAAGUGAGUCAAGAACACAACUUACUUUGGCUUAUAUUAGAAGUUAAGUGUAGAGCAAGAAAAGAAACAGAGGUUUUUAUUGUUGCUGAAGUCUUUCAAGAGGAGAAACUGGGUUGUUAUUUAGAGGUCCCCCGAAAAGAGGGUGUGGUUGGGAUGACUGCACCCAUUGAAUUACAAAGCGGUCCGAUGAUGGACAAGAAGUUUGGCAAAACAAGCCCCAUGACUACCAUUGUCAGCCGGCUUACAGAUCUUCGUAGUCAAGCUAUGAGAUCCUUGCCCUCAAGAAGAGUGGAGGCUGAGACGAACGGUGGGAAAAAGAAACGACAGGCAGAGAUAAAAACCAAAGCUAUACAUAGAAAUCAGAAAAUCCAACCACAUUUGGCCUGCGCUACAUCAGAUACAGUCCAGCGAUUAACCCUCAUAAGGGUUCCUUCGCAAGUCUCGGAAAAUGUUGUUCGGGUACUCAACGAAGCCAUCUUGUACCACCAAGGUGACAACAUUGUUAGUGCCCGGAGAAGUUUAACAAAUCUUUCCCGAUUAUUGUUAAUGAAUAAGGCGCAAUGUUUUGACUUUCCGUCAAAAUAUGGCUUAGAGGUCUUACAUCGAGGAAGACAACUCUUUCUUGAGAAGGGUGUGAGUUGCUCGAUAAAACACGGGACUUUACUUUUGGACUCAAGUACGAGUGGAGCGCAGUUUUACUCUGGAUUACUAAACGUCAUGGGAGCAUUUGCAUUGUUGAUUUCCGAAUUUGAAAUUGCUAGAGGAACUUAUGGCCGGCUGAUCGAUCUGCAUCAUCAAUCAAAUACAACUAGUCGUUCACAUGACCUUGCUGCUGCCUACAACAAUAAGGGGUGUGUUCACCUGAUCAUGGGCGAUUUGCUCGAUGCACAUAAAGCGUUUGAAACUUCUCUCAGGAGCCUUGGUAACUCGAACGGGUCUUUAAAUGGUACAAAAGUUUUCGCCGUAAAGAGCAACAUGAGCCGACUAAAUCUGGUUUUCAGAAAGUAUCGUCAAGCCUUUGAGCAACAGGAGAAAUUAGUAGAGAGUUGCAAAGCUACAGAAAUGAAGAAUAUACCAUAUCCAUUUGAAGCAGUAUUCACAGUAAUGAAUAAUCAAGCAGUGUUGCAUACUAUUCUGGGCAAUUUUAACCAAGCAGAACAAGCGUUGUGGUGGUUGAUAUCUUAUUGCAAAGAAAUGAAUAGAGAGGAUUCUGUGUAUCUUGUCACCUUCAUUCGCUUGCAUCUGUCUGAAGUACUGCUCCUUCACGGAAAAUUCAAAGAGGCUGAUGAAGUAUUCAGUAUUGAGAACUUGAAUUCACUCGAUGACAUUGUGAACAGGUUUGGAAACCUUUACAUGAAUGUAAGAAUCGAGGCACUUGAGAAGUUACUAGAGCUCUACAUCCGUAGAGGAAAAGUCAAAGCUGCCCUUGGGCUCUUGCAAACGACUGUGAAAAUCCUGAAAACUGUUUUUGGACCCGACCAUUUUAAUAUUGCUUCCUUGUUGUACAAACAAGGUACGAUUUUGAGUCUCGCGGGGGAUUUUUCCAGCGCCACGGAAAAGUUCAAAAGUUCUGUUGAAAUCUUGGGAAAAAUAUUUGGCUUUAAGAAUUUUCUCCUCCUGAAGUGCUACAUGUCUCUUGGUGAUAUGACAUCGAGAAUGAAUCAAGAAGAAGAGUCCUACCUUUACUUUCAAAGAGCCACUGAGAACAUAGAGGCCAUCUACCAAGUGUCAUUUGUGAAUGAGUUGUCAGUGAAGUACACAGAAAUCACCCAAGGUUUCAAAACCUUUCAAAGACACAGUGUGUUUGAUGAUAGAAUUGAAGGUCUUGUCGCAGAGUACGGGCAAGGAAUGGCCUUUUUGUUAAACCACUUCAGCAAUGGUCAAUUAAGAAAAUUCAGAGCUGAUCGAAAACCUGUCACUGUGAAGAAAAUGGGUGAUCAGUAUUCCGAGUCGAUGUCGAUGGUCUCUUUCAAAUACUCAUCCGAUUUCAUUAAUACUGGGCUAAAGCUUUUCCGUCUUGGAAUGAUAAAGGAAGCUGCCUUUUUUUUCCAAUACGCAGAGUUGCAUUGCGGCGUACGUGUAUUCAAAGGUUACUUGGGUGUUGCCCGCCUACACAGCAUAUUCCUGAAGGAAAAAUUUAGAUGUCAAGGGACACUAAAGCAUGACCAUCGUUUUAGAAACUUUUUGGAAGACCUAAGCAGCGUCAUAGAAGCAAGCGGUGCUCAGAGUAUCGUCGAAAGAAUUGAUGGAGUUGCGACAACGAUAGAGUUUGACUAUCAGCGAAACCUGAGGCCUGUGUUGAUUUUACUUCUUUUGUUCUCUAUAGAACUGAAAAUGUUUGAAACGACUUUUGUAGCGUACGAUUUAUAUUCUAAACUUUUUCAAAACGAGGGCAGUUUUCCAUAUUUUCUUCUUGAUGGAAUUCAAGUGUAUGCCUCAAAAUCCAUAAUCACCUGUAAUGGAGAGACUGCUGUUCAAGACAUCCUUAUUUCCUCUCAAAUUGGCCCGAAAGAGAGUGACGCGGAAAACGCUUCUAUUGACACGCCGUUAUUUCAAAGUUUGGCUUACAAGGAGAAUACAACCGAAAAUGCUUUCUUGGUUGCUUGCAGAACACCUUUCCUUCUAGAUAUCGAAGACCUCGAUACUGUGAAAGGAAAAAUCUCACGUGCAGUUCAAGAGUGUUUUCAAAUGAAGUGCAUGGAAGCUGAAGCCAAAGGCGUCGCGGCUAAGGUUAUGGUGGAUUUGACUCCAACGACAAAAUGUGGCCUCCAAGACAUGUUGUCUAUGGGUAGUCGAAUCGAACUGUUACCUCUCUGUUUAUCAGAACAUCCAAACAAUGGUGUAACGGAUAAAGAGACUAUCUUUGAGAUAGACACUUCGAUGUGCCAGAAGAUUACAGGAGUGACCUUCGAAGAUGAGCAAACAAGCUGCUUCAUGUUCCAAAAAUUUGCUCUACAACUUCUUCAGCAGAGUGAUCCAGGAAGAAUCUCAUCGAUAUCGCUACCAACUCACAGCUUUUCCGUGACAGUUCUCCAUCCGAAAAAGGCAAGGUUUAUUAUGUCACGCAGUGGAAAAUUAGUCACACAAGAGAUCCAGUUCGUAACAACAAGAACAACAAAAACCGACUUGGCAGACUCGAACAGUGCACUUCAGGCUGGCGUUUCUGAUACACUCUCUUGGACAGAAAUUCGUCAGACGGUAGAGAAGUAUGGAGUGCCCUGCCGAGAAAGAACUUCAUCGGAGGCUUCUUUGGAUCAGUCAGUCACACUCUGUGAAACCAGUGACACCUCGAAUCAUGAGUGGAAAUGGACUAAGAGGUCGUCUCAAGUCUACAAAGGAGAAACUGUUGAUACAUCUGAAUUGGAAUACAGGCAACAACAAACAAGAGAGAAAGUUCUAGAUUGUCUCAGGGCUGUCAGCCAGAUAUCACAACUGCUCUACAGCGUGGAGAGUCCAUUGACUGACGAUGACAUCUGUUUGGCGGAUUCUAGUCAAUGUCAUAAUGCUCAUGGAAGUCUAGACGACCAGGAAUACCUUUCCAAGAGGCACGAUGUAAGUUUUGUGGAUCUGGGUGACGAUGACACAAGAUGUCUAACUGCUUCCUCUCAAAAUCGGGAAGACCAGGAAAACACUUCACUUCAGCAUCUGACAGAGAGUUCAGAAAGAAGUGAAAAUAACGAGGGUCUUACAUUGAACGCUCAUGAUUGUACCACUGUUGAGGUAAGCACGAGCAACCAUGAGGAAGAAUCCAUGCUCAGAGCAGAUCUUUGUGAGAUGUUGGAGGGGAAACGUCUAUUUGAAGAAGAUAGACAGUCAAGACGCUCUUUUAUGGCUGACCUACAAGAAAGCCUGAAGAAAAAGCAACUAAACUCCGAAAAAGACGAUUCAAUUCAAUCAAACAGAGCAGAAGCAACUAAUGUUUCAAAAUUGCAGUCAAGCCAAAAUGGUAGCAGUUGUGGUAAUUUGGAGGUUCUGCAUCAAAACUUAGAGGCCCAGACACCAAGCGGAAACCCCAUUUCCAGGAGUGUCAGGAAUGAAAAUAGCCAAAGAAUUAGUUCACAUGACGGCAAGACAGCAAAGGAAGAAGACAAACUGAUGAAAAUACAUCAACUUCCACAAGGUCCAGCCCUAUACAACGUAAAAGAUCCUAACGAUUUAGAAAUGCAGCCAAAAUGUAGACUUUCAGAGGAAGUAAGAGGCUGCUUGCCUAAAACAACGCUGGAAAAAGAAUACUGCUUCACAGCUUCUAAUGAAAACGACAACUCUUGCCUUUUGGAAAGAGAGACGUACGUUACGAACGUAGAGACAGCGAGAAAUGAUAUUCACGCAGGUCAGCAAAAAGCUAUCAAAACCAACAGGGAGACCUCACCUAACCAAGAGGUACAAGGCACUAUAGGAGUUGAUCAAGAAGGGCAAAGACACACGAAGCCCAGCGGAAAUAAAUUUAAAAGUAGAAAACAGCUCCCUGAGGAAGAAAGUGAACGAAAUGAGGUGGAAAUCAGAAGAAAUAAGGGCAAUACACCGGAAAAGCAAGAAACUCCUUGUUCCGAUUAUGACGACAAGGCGACAGGGAAAACAUUUUGCCCACUUGCUGGAGACGUUUUACCAGAUGCAUCCAUGAACAAAGAUACCAGUGGAAGUCAAAAGAACGUGGUGGAUCUUUUGAAAGAGACGGAUGCUGUGGAUGGGCUAAACCUAAAAGAGGAAAAUGAAAUGCAUUCUGUGAAAAAAAGAGAACCAACCUAUCCUUACGGACAGAUACAUUCCAAGUCAAAAGCCACCAUUUCAAUCCGCAAUGAAAGUACCACCAGAUACUUGUGUCAAGGGGAUAAUGUUGUUGCUGACAGCGAAAGCCACGAGGACCUCAACAAAAACGCUGUUGCUGUUGAUGGAUCAGUACUCGUACAAAAUUAUCACAAGGACAUUCAUGCCUCUGUUGUCAUACCUAACCACGAGGUACAAGAUGCUAUAGGAGUUGAUCAAAGACAAACGAAGCCUGGUGUAAAUAAAUUGGAAAUUAGAGAACAACACCUUGUGGAAGACAGGGAACGAAGUGGGAUCGAAAUCAUGGGAAAUAAAUCCAAUACGCCAGAAAAGCGUCCCGAUAAUGACGAGAUGACCUCAGCGAGAAUAUUCAAGCCACUUCUUGAAGACGUUUUACUAGAUGGAUCCAUGAACAAAAUUACUAGUGGAAGCCAAAAGAACGUGGUGGAUCUUUUAAGAGAGACGGAUGCUGUGGAUGGGUCAAACCUAAAAGUGGAAAAUGGAAUGCAUUCUGUGAAAAAAAGAGAACCAACCUAUCCUUACGGACAGAUACAUUCCAAGUCAAGAGCCACCAUCUCAAACCACAAUGAAAGUACCACCAGGUCCUUGUGUCAAGGGGGUGAUGUUGUUGCUGACGGCGAAAGCCACGAGGACCUUAACAAAAACGCUGUUGUUGUUGAUGGAUCAGUACUCGAAAAAAACUGUUACAAAGAUAUUCAUGCCAUGGUAGGCAUGCCUAACGACGAGGUACAAGAUGCUAUAGCAGUUGAUCAAAGACAAACGAAGCCUGGUGUGAAUAAAUUGGAAAUUAGAGAAGAACGCCUUAUGGAAGACAGGGAACGAAGUGGAGUGGAAAUCAUAGCAAACGAAUCCAAUACACCAGAAAAGGAUGGCACUUCUUGUCCCGAUUAUGACGAGAUGACAGCAGAAAGAACAUUCGAGCCACUAUAUGAAGACGUUUUACCUGAUGGAACCAAGAACAAGGAUACCGGUAGAAGUCAAAAUAACGUGGUAGAUCUUCUAAGAAAGACGGAUGCUGUAGACGGGCCCAACCUAAAAGAAGAAAAUGAAACGCGAUCUUUGAAGCAAAGCGUAGGAGCAGUAAAGCUAAUGGAUCCUCACGGACAGAUACAUUUUAGGUCACAAGCCACCUUUUCAAACCGCCAUGAAACCACCUCCGGAUCGAUGUGUCAUGGGGGCGAUGUUGUUGCUGACGGCGGAAGUCGUGAAGAACUUAUCAAUAAUGUUGAUACUGUAGAUGGACCAGCACUCACACAAAAUCUUCACAAGGACUUUCACGCCGACGAGAAGUUCAGAACCAGCGUAAAGCACGAAAGUGUAACUUUAGGUAGUGAAAACGAGUCUCAUACAGAUAGACAUCCGCUUUGCGAAUCAAGAUAUCCUCUUGAACCUAAGAGUAACUUCUUUCAAUCUUACUCGGGCGAUGGAGGAGCAAGACCCAAACAAAGAUUAACAGUCAACGCUAAAACCCCCUUACCUUGGCCCAGCAUUAAAAAUCCAAUGUCAGCUAACUCUGACCUCGAAAGAUUAAUACCUGGCCUAGAUCCUGUUUUUCUGGCACGUCACGUCAAAGAGAGUAGCCUACUGCUUCCGUUUCAAAACGGUGGCAACUAUAAUCAUGCUUCAUCAGACUGUCUGUGGCAAGAAGACUACGAACAGGAGUACUUUUCAUUCAAUGCUCAAGACCAAGUCUUCAAUAGCAAAGAUCAAAAGUCACAUGAUAAGGAAGAGUUCAUUCCACGCGAUAAAGCCAAUAGAUAUGAUAAGGUUAUUCCUAUGAAUAACGCCUUAGCGCCUUUAGCGCCACCAAACGGAAAGGAAAAAGAAAGCUGGCAUUUUCCAUCAGAGUCCUGUAAAGAUACGGUGCUGCGAAGUCAAUGCUUUGCUGAGAGGACAAACGAGUCAAAUCCAACAUCGCUGCCAAAAUCUUUUGAAGCUAAUCGGGAGAAACUCUUCAGUAAGUGUGGAUCGGCAUGUGCUUACAACGACAUGGCUUCAAUGGCAAAUGACUACUCCAUCAGUGUGGGUAAUGAUGAAUGUGGACAGUCACUACCAAUGAGCGAGAACGAGCAUUCAUGGACAGAAAAUUCAUUGACCGCUAAUUUUCGAUACCUUCAAAAGAUAAUGGCCAAAACUAUCCGGCUUGUUGCCUUAAAUGCUACGGGCGCGAGGGAAAAUGAUCCUACAAACCAGACAGUCGAAAAGACAGGCAUUCAGGAAGAAACAGGCGAUAUGGGAGAGGCAGAAGCAGUCGUAACACAACAAAUUCAUGAGACGAACACUCAAGGAGAAUCUACCCCAUCAAAUGAAACGACUGUAGAAGCUGAGCAGCAACCCAUGGCAAUACCUGUACAAGAGAGUCCACGCCCUGUUUGCAGUCAUUAUCAACGGCGAUGCUUGGUCCGGUUUCCCUGCUGUGGAAAGUUCUUCCCUUGCCACCGCUGCCACAACGAAUCAGAUUGUAGUGAGGAUCAGGCAAGAGCAGUUAAUGCCACACACAUACGAUGCACUAUCUGCUAUCACGAACAAGAGAUCGACGAAAAUGGCCAGAGAUGUGGCGGCUGCAACGCAAUCAUGUCUGAGUAUUUCUGCCCAACAUGUCGCCAUUAUACCUCCGUGGAUAAAAAUCCCUUCCACUGCGAAAAAUGUGGUAUCUGUAGAAUCCAUAGAGACAGGUCCUUCCACUGUGAUGUUUGUAACGUAUGCCUGGACAAACGUCUUGAAGGAAAACAUAAGUGCAGACCUGAUUCGGGACAUGAUGAAUGCUGUAUAUGUCUCGAGGACGCCUUCAGUGGUUGUCAAAUUCUGCCCUGCUCUCACAAGGUUCAUAAGGACUGUGCCAUUGCGAUGAUACAAAAUGGCGUCCGCACAUGUCCAAUUUGCCGCCAUCCGCUAUUCGGUCAACUCCAAAACAGUACUCAAUAAGAAGUUUUCUACCAACGAAGUUAAUUUUAGAGCAAAUUAUUCACCAUUAGAAGUGACGAUAAAAAUUUUGAGGGAUAGUUUGGACAGUAUGAUUCGUUACAUGGUAAAUUUUCAGAAUAUCUCAAGCCCUAAAAUUGAUCGAAAUCUAGAAAUUCUCGAUUUCAGGAAUAGGUUAUUGAGUAGGUAAAGUUUAUUAAGACAAAGUCAUCCUUAAAUCAGUGAAUUACUUUUCUUUGCCUUCUUUCAGCUUCCAUUAUUUUUUCUUUGAGAUGAGGUGUAACUAGUUUAAAACUUGAGCAAAUUUUCACCCGCGAACAGACUUUGAACCGGGAAGUAUACAGGUACGAUUAUAUAUGCGUACCCGUAGGGUUUUUAAGUAAAAUAAAAUUAAAAAGCAAACAAACAAACAGCCAAAAACUAGGAAAGAAACCAAAAUCAUACUUAUAUUAGAACCAAAACCAGCAAACAAACAUGUAACGAUUAGAGAGAAAAAAAACCAAAAACAUUAGUUCAGUCUAAGCCGUUUAGGUGUCGUCACUUCUUAUGAUAAUAACCAGACUGUUUUGGAGUAACCGAAUGAUUUCCACUGACCACAAUGCAGCUGUAUAGCAGAGGAGAAGCCUAAUGAGCUGUUACACACACACUUCAGGGAUUCAUUUCCUGACGGCAGUUCACAAGAAUGAAUUUUACAGGUACUGUAAUUAGAUCAAAUAUUGCUGACUGAGGAAGGAAAGUUUAAUGACCAGUUACUGUAAAAAAAAAUGACAAUUACGAUGACAUACUGGUACAAUGGCAAACGGUAUGUUCGAGUGAAGUUUGAUUCAAGUUCAUUAAGACACUUGGUUGACAGAGAGUUCAUAGUUACCAUAAUAUUCAAUUAAAAAAUAGGAGUCAGCGUAAAUCGACCUAAGAAUGAUCUAUCAGAGGCAGCUUAAGAAAUAACCGAUAAUAAAAAUAAUUUGCAUAUACGAAACAUUACCUGGCAUGUUGCAAAGUGGACUUAGAGUUCACGCAAUGCACUUUGCUACAGGUAUUUUUAGUAAGACUGCUAUGAAUUAGUAAACAUGAAUCAUACUACCCUCCUCAAAAAGGUAGUCGUAGAAAAACCACAAAUGUAUAUGUAUAAGUAAGCACAUCAUAAGAGCGCGAGUGAAAUUUCGUUUUCAGAAGGAAUAAAUUUCGUCAGCGUCUUUGUAUUCUGUGAGACGUAUUGUAUUAGCUAAAAAAUUCUCAGUAAAUGCGGAACGUACCAAUCACCUUGGUAACAAGAAGUAAUCGUAAGCUUUACUUGAUGUAUCAGUGACCUCCUAAAGGCCGCAUGACCAAAACUUCGUUUUCAGAAGAAAAAAAAAAUUAUAACCGUUAUUUCCAUCUUGUAAGCAAAUCAGUAAGAAGUAGGUAGUCUCGAG